This is a messenger RNA of Protobothrops mucrosquamatus (brown spotted pit viper), 1895 nucleotides long. RefSeq names its product calpain small subunit 1-like. The coding region runs from base 41 to 784 and encodes 247 amino acids. The transcript is spliced from 2 exons. Gene Ontology annotation, molecular function: calcium ion binding. The record is from RefSeq and is a predicted model, not a curated record. Lineage: Eukaryota; Metazoa; Chordata; Lepidosauria; Squamata; Viperidae.
GAGCUUCUGAAAGACGCUGCAGGUUCUGGGACUCUCCACCAUGUUCCUUGCUCAAGCUUUGCUAGAUGCGGCCACCGGUGGUGGUGGAAAAGGAGGAGGAGGAGGAGGAGGUGGUGGUGGUGGAGGAGGAGGAGGUGGUGCCAGCAACGUUAUGGGUCUUCUCGGAGGUCUUGUGAACAUCAUCAGUGAAGCGGCAGCUCAGUACAAACCAGAGCCCCCACCAGCCCCUCGCAGCCAUUUUGCCAACGUGGAGGCCAAUGAAAGCGAGGAAAUGCGCCAGUUCCGACGACUCUUCACCCAACUGGCGGGCGAUGACAUGGAAGUGUGCGCCACCGAGCUGAUGAACAUCCUCAACAAGGUGAUGGCCCGCCAUCAGGAUCUGCAAUCCGAAGGCUUCAGCCUGGACACUUGCCGAAGCAUGGUGGCUGUCAUGGACAGUGACGCCACCGGCAAGCUGGACUUUUACCAGUUCAGGUAUCUCUGGAACAACAUCAAGAAGUGGCAGUGCGCCUUCAAAGAGCAUGCUGGCCCGGCAGGGAAAAUUGAGAUGAGGAAUCUGCCCACAACUUUCAAGGCUGCGGGUUUUAACCUCCACGAGCAACUCUACGCCCUGAUGAUCCGUCGCUAUGCCGAUGAAGACGGCAGCAUGGAUUUCAACAACUUCAUCAGCUGCUUGGUCCGUCUGGAUGGAAUGUUCCGGGCCUUCAAAUCCCUGGACCGAAGUGGUGAUGGAAAAGUCCAGAUGAACAUAGAAGAGUGGUUGCAGCUUACCAUGUACUCUUAAAACAGCAAGGGGUGGUGGAACGUCAAAGCAGUGGUUGGCUCUCCUUGGACCAUACCAUUGAUGGGGGGGUUGAGGGAGGAGGGAUAGAUGGGAAGUAAAAUUGCUUCUGCCCAGACUUGAAAUAAACCUUCCUGCUUACAGGGAGUGAUUUUGGGCUGAUAGCACCUUGGGAUAUUGAAAUUAGCCAAUGCAUGUGUUUUCUAAGAGUAUUUGCUCAUUGCUUAUGUUUUGGUCCGGUUUGUUUGUUCAUGGCUGUGCCUGAAUUCUGCAAUAGUAUUAAGGUUGCAAACUCAUGUUAGCAAUGUUGGAAGUAGACGGGAACCUGUGGGUUAUUUCAUAGGAAAUUGGGAGGAAAACCCAGUGUUUUAUUGUAAAAUUAAAUAUAGCCUGCUCUCCUUAGGUUAGUGGCUAUGUUGUGCAAAAUGAAGCAACUGUUAUUAUCAUUAUUUCAAUUUUUUCCCCACUCUGCUUUAGGAGAGCGCGUUUUGAUCUCCUUUCCUUAUUUCGUUUCCACUAUUGUUCUUAUCCUCUCCUCCUAUAUUGAUAUUUUGGGAUUCGAAGCCCCAAAUAAUCCCUGGUCUUGUUAAGGUAGUUCUUUUUCUUUUUUUUAAAAGGAAAGUCUAAUUGACUUUAAUUUACAGAUGUUUCUGUUAUUGAACAUAAUCUGGAAUCUCAAUUAUCUCAGUUGUCCUCAGAUUAUGGAUGGGCACUCGGGAUCCUGAAUUCAUUUUUGAGGGAAUAAGAUUAGGGUCUCCCAACUUGUUGGCCUUUAGAUUCAUAUAUCUAGGUUACCAUCAUAGUUCAGUAAUGGUCACUUGGGAUGAUGGAAAUAGCACUCUGGGAGAUUUGGAAAACAACGCGUCGUGUAAACGCAGCCAAAGGGAGAUGGCAUCUGCAGCUUCUGGGUUAGCAGGUUCUUGUUUUUGCUGAACGCCGGUUUGUUGAAGAAAGGAAUCAUAGCAAAAGUAGAUCUUUUCCGUCUGUUGUAAAGAAGAGAAAAUAAACUUGGAUUAUAACAAAAAGAGAACACUGUGAAUUCUUUGAUUGUUUUGUAGCUGUCUGGUCAAAAGUGGCAGGGAGUUAUAUACUUUGCUUUAUUAUACUUUUCUUA